This is a messenger RNA of Musca vetustissima, 598 nucleotides long. Its product is annotated as matrix-remodeling-associated protein 7. The transcript has 3 exons. The coding region runs from base 5 to 598 and encodes 197 amino acids. Lineage: Eukaryota; Metazoa; Arthropoda; Insecta; Diptera; Muscidae. The record is from RefSeq and is a predicted model, not a curated record.
AAAAAUGUAUGAUUAUGCUGCUUCCGAUUCAAUUUUAAGCGGUGUAUCCAAUAUUUAUUUGGUAAGCAUUGCAACAGCCCUUUUAGCGGUUAUUAUUGCCCUGUACUUUAGCAAUUUACUCAAGGAAGAUGAAAAUGGUAUAGUUGUCCAAAGUGCUAGUAGUAGCUAUCAUGAAGGUGAUGAUAUAGAAGAUGAAUAUUUGUCCAAGGAAUCACAAAUGGAAAAACUUUUAUAUACCAACAAUGAUGAACGUUAUAUGGAAACCUAUUCGGCUGAUGAAAUGAGCAGUGAUGAAUAUGAUGAUGAAGAUUUGGAAUAUUUUAAACGUAAUUAUGGAACAUCGACAGAAACGAAUACCGAUGAUGAGAUCGAUGUUGAUCAUGAUAUACAUAAGGACGGGUUGGUUAGUAAAAUAAAAUCGAAUCGUGUUAAGGAAUUGGAGGCCAACCUGACAAGGGAUCAAUUAGAGGAAGAGAGAAGAAUUGAAAGAGAACAACUGGCUGCAAUAUUUGAGCUGCUGAAAAAACAAGAAGCCGAAUUGAAUAUGAAAGAAAUAGACGAGAGCGAAUUAAAUGCCCAAUUAAGUCUAUAUCGUUAA